UCAUGGGGCGGGGCGGGGGCACCGGAGGCGGGGCCGCGGUCCUCCCUCACAAGGGCUCGGGUCGCUCCCCUCCGACACGCCGACCCUGAUCGGGGCAGCCCGGCUAACCUUCGCAGCAGCGGCCUAGGGGCUGACAUUGCUGAGGGUGGGAAACCCUCACCACUCCUUUCCACCCUCUCUCUCAGCUCGGCCCAGCCUGCCCCAGGGAUGGAGUCCCUCCCCGACGCAGUCCUGAUCCGAAUCCUGGCUUCCAUACCUGCAGUGGAGCUGGUGCUGGUGUGCCGCCUGGUCUGCUGCCAGUGGAAGAACCUGGUUGAUGGAGCUGCACUUUGGAUCCUGAAGUGUCAGCAGGAAGGCCUCACCAGAGAAGAGUCAGAUGCAGAGAACUGGCAAAACUUCUACUUCCUGAGUAAGAAAAGGAAGAAUCUCAUCAAGAACCCAUGUGGUGAAGAAGACUUGGAGCACUGGGGAGAGGUAGAGAAUGGAGGUGAUGGCUGGAAAAUUGAAGAGCUCCCGGGGGACUUUGGAAAAGAAUUUCCUAGUGAAGAAGUCCAUAAAUACUUUGUUACAUCUUAUGAGUGGUGUCGAAAGGCUCAGGUCAUUGACCUUAGGGCUGAGGGCUACUGGGAAGAGCUGAUGGAUACAACCCAGCCUAAAAUCAUGGUAAGAGACUGGUACGCAGGACGCAGUGAUGCUGGCUGCCUCUAUGAGCUGUGUGUGAAGCUGCUCUCUGAGAAUGAGGAUGUGCUGGCUGAAUACAAAAGUGAGACUGUCACCAUCCCACAGGACAAUGAUGGCAGCUGGGCUGAGAUCUCCCACACCUUUUCCAGCUAUGGGCCUGGGGUCCGUUUUGUCCGCUUUGAGCACGGUGGCCAGGACACGCUGUUCUGGAAGGGCUGGUACGGUGUGCGUGUCACCAACAGCACUGUGACAGUGGAGCCGUAGCUGUGCUUAACCAGGAUCUGCAUGCUGGAGCUCACUUCCCUCAGGGCAUCCCCAUGCCUUUGGAUGGUUUCUGCAGGGUGCUGCUUCUGGCCAUAAAGCCUUUCUGCAUAGGAACGUGCGUGCAAGAUGCCAGGAGCCACCACCCAUCCCUCCUCAAGAGGACUAUGCAAAGAAUGUGAAUGGAUUUGUGAAUGCACCAAAGACUCAGCCUCAGCUCUUGCACUGAUGUUCUCCAUCAGAUCACCUAAAAGUCCUGCAGCCCUCCUCUCUUUAAUCUCUAGCACCCAGCCUGAGUCAGAUAUCUCUCCUGCCUGCUUCCCAGACUUGGGCAUUCCUUAACUUGAAGGGAUACUUUAAGCAUAUUUUCUGGAAGUUAGAGUGGGCAGAAAAGAAUAAAAAAACCCCACAGCCCCUGUGUCUCAAAACAGCAGGGAAGCCCAGGGCCCUGUCCCCAACUGUUUCCAUGACCUGUUGUGAGAACCUUUGCUUUUCCCGUUUAUAAAUGGGUAACAUUGUUUACCUCAGAGGGGGCUCUAGCUUGGCUGUCAAUGCUAUUAGUUUAAUUUUUAGUGCUAACUAAAAAUUACACUGUUCCCAGCAUCCAUUUAUCAAGGAAAGUGUUGGGAAGGGAAACCUGUCUGGUGUCCAGUCCUGGGCUUCAUUUGGCUCCCUCAGAUAGAUGGCGUCUGAGAGUAAUUGCUGGGGGUGAGAAAGAGGUGACAACAACUUAGGGAAAUGGGUUAAAAAAAAAAUUAGGGAUAGAGUCCAGGAGCAAAUGAAAACAAACUCAUUUACCUCUUCCUGGCCUCUGCAUGCUUCAUGAAACAAGCAUCCAGUGUGAGUCUGCUCCAGGAGCCAGAAAGCUGUUGGCCUCUCUCCACCUCUACUGACUGUGUCUGCAAGAAGUACGUAUCUGCCUCUGCCAUGUGCCCGCUGACAAGACGACACUUCAGUCUCCCACUUGUGCUUCUUGAUAACAGCCAGGGCUGUGAGCCCAUCCUGAACAGAGCGCUGAGCUUUCCUGAACCAAGACUGUCCCUGCUAGUUAUUCCACCCAGAAGAGCAUCCCCUAACAGAGCUGGUGUUGCCUAGAGAAAGUAUUUAUAUUUUUGUGUCCAUCUGUCUGUCUUCCCUCCCCUGGGCUGCCAUUUAAGUGCCCCCUUACACAUGCAGUGACUGUUAGUGCCUGCAGCCAAAGGAAAGAGCUUCCCACCUGGACACUGUGCAUGCUGCUUCCUCAGCCUUCCUGCACAGCUGCACCCGGGUGCCACACACACGCCAGAGUCCAGGCAAACAUAAUAAAGUGACACAACUGUGUGUGGAUUUUUUUCUUGCGUAUGGGGUAUUUGUCCCCUGUGCUGAAAUACUCUGACAUGUGGAGCAUGUCAGCCAGCUCUCUCCAAAAGCAGGAGUCACUGCACCGUGUGUAAUACCAUGGGUGUCCCUGGAAGAGGUACCUGCUCUGUUCCCCAGCACCCUGGACCCAUGGGAAGCACUUCAUGUGCAAUGGGUCUGCAGCGUAACAGCAAGCGAAGGUGCAUUUCAAGCAGUGGGAAUUAAUUCAAUUUACAGAGAAGGUACAGGAAGGCUUCUACAGAGUCCAGCCCUGCUGCACGCCCUCCAGGUCAUUUCUCACUAGCUCUACUGUGAGUUCAACCUCAGUUCUGACCCAGGAGGCACCAGAAUCAGUUCAGAAUUUAAUUGUUUCCCUUCGCUUACCCCUGCACACGCUGUCAUGCAGUGCUGCUUUACCCACCCUUAUUCUUUAGUGCAGCUGUUAGUUAAUAUUCAGCACUGCCAGCUCCCUGCCCCUCAGAAGAAACCAUCCCUCCAUUUGUCCCUAGGCAAUCAGUAUAGUAAGGGGAUCAAUAGUUCACACCUCAAUGCAAUUGUUAAACUCAUCCUCCCCUAAGUCACCAUCUUACAGUCAGGAUAAACCUCAGGAUUAAGCCCUCAGAUAUUGUGGCCCUUGUCCAUAGGAGGCAGGAGCGUGGUCCCCGCGUUGGGUUUCUCUGAACGCUCUCAGCCUCCCCAGCGGCUCUGCAGUUGCCUCGGGCCUUUUCUCCCGGCACUCCCUCUUUAUGUUAGCACCCCUCAUGUUCACACUGGCUGUCAGGGGCAGCCUGCAAAUCUUGUGCUGACCUUGCCACUCCCCUCCAA
Messenger RNA from Hirundo rustica (Barn swallow), 3105 nucleotides. Its product is annotated as F-box only protein 2-like. The record is from RefSeq and is a predicted model, not a curated record. Gene Ontology annotation, biological process: glycoprotein catabolic process; SCF-dependent proteasomal ubiquitin-dependent protein catabolic process. The coding region runs from base 208 to 945 and encodes 245 amino acids. The transcript is spliced from 6 exons. Gene Ontology annotation, cellular component: cytoplasm; SCF ubiquitin ligase complex. Gene Ontology annotation, molecular function: ubiquitin protein ligase activity; protein binding. NCBI's taxonomy places the organism in Eukaryota, Metazoa, Chordata, Aves, Passeriformes, Hirundinidae.